GAUUUGGAGCUCACUGCAGCCAAUCAGAGCUGCUGACGUAUGACGGUGCACGUCUGAUGUAUGCGGCCCCAGGCAGUUACUCGGCCCCAGCGUUUGUAACGGCAGGCCAGAGAGUUAGGGUCCAACGGUACCCGGAAUUAAACCGCUGGCCGGAGGAGAAGAAUGAACACGAGUCCAUUAGAUAGGCAUUUCCAAAACCUUUAAUAGCGGUGUUCACCCGCGCUCUUUGAAUACACAUACAAAAGGAGCGGGUACAGAAAAGGGAAACCAAAAACACUCUGGUACCGUCACAAACAAAGAAAAUAAUGUACACACGUGGUCAGCGGUAGAGCUAAACACAACCAUCACUCUCCGUCACCUCUCUGCAACCACGCGUACUCGCACACGAGCCCGUGCAUGCGCAUCACAGCAUCAUCUUAAAGGCACAUGCACACUAAAACAUUAGGUGGCCGUUACACGUUCUGCAGGUGAAUAAAAUUUCCGUCACGAUGUCGUUCCAGUUCGCUAUUUAUUACCUGUUUAACAAAACACUACACGUGGAAAGUACGUCGCUUAUUGUUGGAAAUUUGGACCAGUUUAAUCAAGUGACUUCGCAGCCUGACCUUGAAAGCGAUGAUGACUGGUUCGAAAUAAAAUGGCCCACACGAAAAGAACCGGAGAAGACAGUAGCAGCUAAAGUUCUGCUAUUUGGAGACUCAUAAACACGCAAUAGCAGCACAAGUCUCCAAUACAACUUCUGGAGGGUUGGUGUGUACUGGGCCAGUUGCUGAUGUAAAUGAAAUGGAUGCAAGUGGAAAUGCAACUCCAUCUGAAGAUCUGCUUGGAGACACGGACAUGAGAGCCAUGUACACCAACAAUCUGUAGUAUUGCAGAAAGCAGUUUUUCUACCAUAACUUUUCUUAUGUUCAACCACAAGCCAUUCAUCUUGGAUCAGACAGCAAUAGAAAAGAAAGCCAUGGAUGACAUAGCCACUCUUAUUAAAGAGGCAUUACCAGCGUGCAGCACACCAGAUACACUGCAACCCAUUUUGGAUGCCCUCCAAAACCUUGGGGUGGAAACAGUUGAAGAUAUGAAGCUUGUUCAGAUGGACGACCUUGCAGGAGUGCUCAAACCAAUUCAAGCAAGGAAGCUUCUUGCACAUGUAAACACAGUCUUUACAGCUUCAAGCCACUCAAACAUGGAGGAAGAUUUCCCAGUCUUAACCCAAACUUUUGCAACACCACCUCGGUGUUGUACCACCUCGGUACAAGCCCAAGCUCAAGCCUGCCUGUUACUUCACAAUGCUCAUUUUCAACACCAACCUCCUCUCAGUCUGAUACUGAAAGCACAAGUUCUGCUACACAAUUGAGCAGUGACUGGCACUACAAUUUUAAAAUCCCUUGGAACAUGCUGCCAGCUGUUUUGAGGAAGAAAUUGGAUAAGCAGGAGCUACCAACAGCCAGGGAAAGGAGAGAAAUGAUUCGUAUAAUUUCAGGCAAAAUCAUUGCCAUUUGUAAAAAACCAUCAAAGAAGCACCUUGAUCAAAUUGCACGAAACAUGGUCCUACAAUAUCCAAAGUCUUUGAAAGACAUGAUAGAAGAUGAAGUGGUUGGAAGUGGCCAUGAUUCCAUAACAAAACAACUUCUGUGUAGAGUUGACAACUACAAGCGAAAUGAAAUUCUGAAGAAGCGCAACAGUACUCCAGCAAAUGACACAAGCACUGAUCCUGAAAAUAAGAAGAAACGUUUAGACUCUUAUGGCUGUAUUGUGUAUGAGUCCAUGCCUGUGAAAAUGGAUAUUCAAAUUAAGAAAAAAAAAGAGAUGCAAGAAAUGUUCAAGGAAAAUGACAGGAAUGAAAAACUUGUAAAUGCGUUAAUCUCUGAUACUUUUGUGUCUCAGAGAAGUGACAUUACGUCUGGUAAGGACAUGCAGGUCCUUAAAGAAGAAUGGCCCUACCUUUUCUCAUUUGUUGGCAUGAAGAAACACUUCAAACUUUUAACUGGUGUACACAUACAUGAGGCAUUUAAUGAGGCCAUGACAACUAAACUUGAAAGAGUUCUUGACUACUUUCAGUCUCUUCCAAUUGAGAAGUCAGCCAUAGGUGCAAAAGACAGAGCUGAAAUCCAGGCAAGUGGUGGACCCUCUGGGGCAGUGUUGUUGCUGCUCUCAUACUUUAAAGAAGAUCAGACAAAAAUGUUUCACAUAGUUGACAAAACAUGCAUUGCAGAUGAGGUUGAGACUGAACACUUUCCACCCACACCAUGCAUUAUUGUAUGUGGAACAAGUCCAAUAUCUGCAGCAGCUUUCAUGGUGGCAGCAGACCAGGAGGUGGUAAUUGACAAUUUGAUGAGCUUCACUGAUGCACUGGUCAGCAUGUUCAUCUGUUACUACAGUUUCAACAUGCACUACCCUGUGGAACUCGGGGCUUCGCUGGAGUUUCUUCAAAGGUGCAUAUUUAAGAUCAAUCCGGACAAGGGGUCUAAAGUUGAGCGUCUCCAAAAAAAGAAGAGCAAUGCAGUUAACCCAAAAGUGCUGACACUCAUUAACCACAUUUCUGAGUAUGAAUGGAGUGCUUAAUUGGUCCAAGGAGGGAACCACAGUUGGCCUGUUAAAGCCAAAGGACAAGUUCAAGUAACUUCACUUUUGACACUUAUUUUUGGUUGUAAUAUUAGAUAA
Triplophysa dalaica is the source of this 2655-nucleotide messenger RNA. RefSeq lists its product as uncharacterized. The coding region runs from base 1387 to 2556 and encodes 389 amino acids. The record is from RefSeq and is a predicted model, not a curated record. The transcript is spliced from 8 exons. NCBI's taxonomy places the organism in Eukaryota, Metazoa, Chordata, Actinopteri, Cypriniformes, Nemacheilidae.